Messenger RNA from Andrographis paniculata, 2254 nucleotides. Its product is annotated as putative pentatricopeptide repeat-containing protein At1g02420. NCBI's taxonomy places the organism in Eukaryota, Viridiplantae, Streptophyta, Magnoliopsida, Lamiales, Acanthaceae. Bases 171 to 1718 code for a protein of 515 amino acids. Gene Ontology annotation, molecular function: protein binding. The transcript has a single exon. The record is from RefSeq and is a predicted model, not a curated record.
GUUAUGGGUUGGAGAUGGGUGCAGCGGUUGAGCGAGCAACUCUACAAAAACCCUAAACCCCUCAAUUGGAAGAUUACCCAAAUUUCUCCUCCCCUCCAUUGGAGCUGUUGCAUCUGUCGAUACAUCAUCAACUGUUUCAAGGAAUCGGAGAAGCAAUCCACUCGCCGACGAUGCUCCGGUUUCGAUUCCGAUUCCCCGCCGUCUUCUCUAAUCCAGCGCCAUUAACGAGGUACUUCUCUUCAUCUCUUCCUCCGGAAUCGCCUUCCAUUCCACACGGCGCCGUCGAGACGCUCUUCCGCAUUAUCACCACCACACACGACGCACAGUCGCUGAAAAAUUCCCUCGCCGCAUCUCAAAUCCCAUUCCCAAUCUCGAAAGAAUUGGCCGACGCAGUCCUGAAGCGCGUCCGCUUCUCCCAUUCCAACCCGCUCUCCGCUUUGGAAUUCUUCAGAAUUGCUUCCAGGCAGAAAUCGUUCUUCCACACCCCUUAUUCUCUGGACACUAUGCUAUACGUUUUAGGCAGAAACCGCAAGUUCGAUCUGAUGUGGGAGCUUCUGCUGGAGACCAAGAGGAAGGAUCCGUCGUCCAUAACCCCAAGGACCGUACACGUAGUUUUGGGUAGAAUUGCUAAAGUCUGUUCUGUUAGGGAGACCGUAGGAUCAUUCAAACGCUUCCGGAAACUCGUUUCCGAAUUCGAUGUCAGCUGUUACAAUGCGUUGCUUAGAACAUUAUGUUUAGAGAAGAGCAUGACUGAUGCUAGGAAUGUGUAUCAUUCCUUAAAGCACGAGUUUCAUCCGAAUUUGGAGACGUAUAACAUCUUGUUGUCGGGGUGGAAGUCGCCGGAGGAGGCGGAGGCCUUCUUCAAUGAGAUGGCCGAUAUGAGAGUUGAACCGGAUAUUGUGUCGUACAAUUGCUUGGUCGACGUUUAUUGUAAGGGUCGGGAGAUGGAGAAGGCGAAUAAGGUAGUGAGUAAAAUGAGGGAGGAAGGGAUCGAUCCGGAUGUGAUCACUUACACUUCCAUGAUCGGAGGGCUAGGAUUGAUUGGGCAGCCGGAUAAGGCUCGGGAGCUUUUGAAGGAGAUGCGGGAGUACGGGUGUUAUCCUGAUGUUGCGGCAUAUAAUGCUGUGAUUCGGAAUUUUUGUAUAGCGAAGAGGCUAGGCGACGCGUAUAAUUUGUUGGAGGAGAUGGCGGGGAAGGGUUUGCAUCCGAAUGCGACUACAUAUAAUGCCAUCCUUCGAUCUUUGUAUUGGAAAAACGAUUUGGCGAGCUCGUGGGGAUUGUAUCGACGGAUGAGGGAGACGGGAUGCUUGCCGAACACACAGUCGUGCAUGUUCUUGGUUAGGUUGAUGAGGAGGCAGGAGGAGGUCGGGAUGGCGCUCGAGUUGUGGGAUGAUAUGAUCGAGAAGGGGUUCGGGUCGUAUGUUUUGGUUUCGGAUGUGUUGUUCGGUUUGUUGUGUGAUUUCGGGAAGUUGGAUGAGGCGGAGCGAUGCUUCUUGCAGAUGGUCGAGAAGGGUCAGAAGCCGAGCAUUGCGUCGUUUAGAAGAAUCAAAGCUCUCAUGGAGUUGACGAACAAGCCCGACGCUAUCGCGAAUUUGUUGGAGAAGAUGUCAAGUUUGGGGUCGAGCGUAAUCGCCAACGAGAAUGAACUGGAAAGGCCGGUGGCGAAUUUUAUCGCACCGACAAAGUAUGCAAGGAGGCAGCCACGGUGGCGGCAUUGAGCCAAACCGGCAGCGUUGUCAAUUUUCCGACAACAAGAAGAAGAAUACAAUUUUCCAAUGUUGCUCAUAGACAGAAAUCAAUUCAGAGGCCAUUCUCAAUCGUAAUCCUCAGUUUUUCUACACACACAUACGAAUGAGCACAAAAAUCUAACCUUCAUCUGCAUUUUUGAAGUGUUCUCAGUUCUCCUUUCUUGGCUCAGUCGUCAGACCGAAUCCGAAGGCGAAAAGCGGGUCGUAAUGUGGGUCGCCGACGUUCAUUGGAAGCUGCUCCACAGAUCUGAACCACGUCCUCGCAAGCUUUCCGGUAAAUCCGUAGUCGCCGAACAGGGCAUCGCUCACACCUUGGCCCUCUGUUCCCGGCAGCCAUGCUGCCACGAGCGCAUCCAUGUCUGCUACAUACGGCUCCAUCACCACCGGCCGCCCUGAGACCACCACGACGACACACUUGACUGCGCCGCAUACAUUCUUGAUGGUGCUCGGUCCGGGCUCGAUUAUGGUCAGAUUCGUGCUGUCCCCGUACAUCUCUGCGUACGGAA